This is a messenger RNA of Dacryopinax primogenitus, 1173 nucleotides long. RefSeq lists its product as uncharacterized. The annotation marks the transcript as partial. NCBI's taxonomy places the organism in Eukaryota, Fungi, Basidiomycota, Dacrymycetes, Dacrymycetales, Dacrymycetaceae. The transcript has a single exon. The record is from RefSeq and is a predicted model, not a curated record.
UUGGCAGAGAGAUGGGAGGAUUUGAUUGAACAAGUGCGACAAUUCAAGGGAUUCGAAACAUUCCUCGAAGCCCCACGGUGCCGCUCUCUGCACCAGGCGGCUCGAGAUGGACCGAUUGUGGUUAUCAACGUCAGCGAAUAUCGGACAGACGCUUUAAUUGUCACAGGCCCUGGACAAAUCCGAUGUAUUCCAUUAAAGGGCCUCUCUGACAAGGUCAUUAGCGGUCUGGCGUACACCUGGCAUCAGGCUCUCAAAUGCACCAAAGAUCGCGAAGGCUCCAUCUACAUGAAUCGGGUACUUCAAAGCAUCAGCCGUCGUCUGUGGGAUGGCGGAUUCUCGCAAAUUGCAGCAGCUUUGCAGGAAAUUCGUGACUCCCGUCACUCCAGGAGCGCUUUUAGAGUCUGGCUGAUGCCCACGGGAAUGCUCAGCCUUCUGCCGAUACAUUGCGCUGGACCAUGCCAAUCAGAUCAGCUUGGCAUGUACGAUUUUGUCACCUCAUACACCGGGACGUUAUCAUGCCUUAUUCUCUCAAGGAGCGGUGGCGGUUGUACUUCUUCGUCCGCUGGGGAUGGGACCCGUCACCGAUUGCUUGCUGUGGCACAACCGAAAGUUGAUAACUUUCCUGUUUUGCAGGGCGCGGAGCGAGAGAUCGACGCUUUGCUUGAUUCGCCUUUCUCAGAGAACAUGACCUAUCUCUCGGAAGCCGAAGCAACAGUGUCACGGUUUGCUGAAGAACUCCCUCAACACGAAUGGCUUCACUGUUGCUCACAUGCGACCUGGAACUCUACGAAUCCGCUGGACAGUGCCUUCUGCUUGAAGGACGGAAAGCUCACCCUCUCGUGCAUCGUUCGCCUACGCAUGUGGAAUGCCCAAUUUGCGUUCCUUUCUGCUUGCCAUACGGCUCGACAGACUUCGCUGUUACCAGAUGAGUCGAUGCAUCUCACAGCCGGAAUGCAAGUUUCCGGGUUCCGCAGCCUUGUGGCAACGCAAUGGGCGAUGGCGGACCAGGACGGGCCAGUUCUGACUCGCAUGUUUUAUGAUUACCUGAUGAAAGAUGGAAGGGCGCCAGAUGUCCGCAAUACGGCUGAAUCUUUGCACCUUGCUCUCCGACAGUUUCGAUUAAGAAACAUCCCGAUGUACCGCUGGGCGCUGUUCGUUCAUGCAGGAGUGUAA